GCAAGGAGGAGCCAGGCGCCAAGGAGGUCAGGAGGCAGCUGAAGGCGAAGCUGGCCGAUGCCGAGAGGCAGGUCGCGGACCUCCACAAGCAGCUCGAGGCGAACGAGGAGGAGUCCCGUGGCUCAUCGCUCGUACGCUCGCAGCUGCGCGACCUGGCCGAGACGGCCUUGCACAGGGACGCCGACCUGGCUACGAUGAGGUCGCUGCUGGAGUACAAGAGCCUCUCUGUUUUGUCGUGUUUGGUGCAUGUGUUGCAGGAGACCGGGCUACAACAGGCAGACCGCGUCGAGUAA
Prorocentrum cordatum is the source of this 293-nucleotide messenger RNA. The record is from the annotation of a GenBank genome assembly. NCBI's taxonomy places the organism in Eukaryota, Dinophyceae, Prorocentrales, Prorocentraceae.